CCGCUUCUGCUUUCUAAAAAAAAUUUUUCAUAUUUAGUUUUGGCAAAAAAGUUUUAUGAAAUUGUUUAAAUAAUUUGUGAAAAAGAGAGGGAGAAACGAAGCAAAUAUUAUACUAUUAGAAAUCGACAUGAAUAUAUACACAGACACAAAAAUAGUUACAGAUAGAUAUAUCUGUUAACUCUCGUCAUCAGAUGGUAUCUCGUGUUCAAUUAAGAGAAACAUAUAAAAAUGGGUGAAUGCGGGAGAGACUGAGUGAGAUAAUGCAAGAGCGUGGGAGAUCUAUCUAUAUAUAUCUAUAACUAUACAUAUAUAUGUAAAAGUACAGUCGUAGAUGCUCGGGUAUCGGGAGUUAAACAUUAUGGAGUACGGCGCGGGUAAUGGUGGGGACAAGGGCAAAGAGGUUUGUUUAUCGUUUAGUGAACGGCAAAAGAGAAUUCGCUAGUCACUAGUCAGUCAGUGCGGUGCUUUCGUCCGUGUACGGUCGGGCGCGUGCUCUCUCUUUUUUCUUCAUCUUAUAACAUACAUCCUGUUUUUAUAUAUUAGCCGACUCUGUAUUCCGGUUUUUUAAAAAUAUAAACGGUUCACUUGAAACUUUCGCGUACGCGUUUUGUAUACCUAUAAAUAUCUUUAAAUACUUGUAUUAAAUAAAAAAUAUAUCGUCGUGUUAAAAAAAUAUAAUUGUGUUAAUAUAUACAUGUAUUGAAACUCCGAUUGAAAUGUGUGUCAAUGAUGCGCAAAUAUAUUUGUCAAAUUAAUAAAAUUAAUAACAAUAAUAAUAAUAAUAAUAAUAAUUGCUCGUAAAUAAAAAGGUACGUACGUUAAAUUAGUACGUGAAUGAAAUUAUGGUGUAAUGAAAGGUUAUUGUGAUAAUUAUCAUUUAAAUCACAAUUAUUAUUUUUGGAAUUUAAUGGUUAUUUUCGGGCUGGCUAAUUGCGUUAGAUAAAAAUUUCAAUAAAGGAAAAAUCUCAGUGUAGCUUAAAUGAAAAUAUUCCCAAUCGAAAUCAAGCGUAUCGAAGUAAACACAAAGAGGGAAUUGGAAACAAUAUUUGCGUCAAAGAGAUAAAGAAUAAAAAUAAACAGGCAUUGCGUAAGUCAAUUUCUAACCGGAUGACUCAGAGAUCCUAUAAAAUCUAGUCACGUGCAGACGAUCCUCAGUUUAUAAAAGCGAAAAUAGUAAAGCUUCAGCUCGGAUCUUAGCGUGUGUCCAAGGCUGUUACCGAGUGCUUGUAGAGAAUAGCAACGAUAAAGGAUUUUCCAGUAGAAUGAGUUCUGAAGUGGCGAUCCUGGGGCUUCUGUUGCUCGCUGCUAUUGUUAAGGCAAAUCGUGAGCUUGAUACCAGUAGGCCCGCAGAGACCAAAAUUGUACGACCUCGAGUUAUCUACCAUAAUCACUUCGCUAUUCACGUACCCGAUGGACCGGAGGCUGCAGCUGCGAUAGCUGGUAAACAUGAAUUUGAUAUCAUAGGCCAGAUUGGUGCCCUAAAAAACUUCUAUCUGCUUACACACAAAGAUGUACACAAACGUUCUCUGGACAGCAGCGAACAUCAUCAUAAACUUUUACGAAAUGAGCCUCAAGUACAGUGGUUUCAACAACAACAUGAGAAACGGAGGAAAAAACGUGACUACCAAAUCCCAUCUUCUUUUAGCUUCAGUGAUUAUCCAAGCAUCUUUGACGAGUUUACAUCGAGACAACGUCCGCCUUUACACCAUCAACGUAAUCGAGGUGCACCGCUGCAAAAUUUAUUUACGGAUCCGCUUUUUAAAGAGCAAUGGUACCUGAAUGGAGGAGCAAAAGAUGGUUUUGACAUGAAUCUUGGCCCCGCUUGGCAAAAGGGUUACACCGGAAAAGGAGUGGUUGUCUCAAUUUUAGAUGAUGGAAUUCAAACAAAUCACCCAGACCUUGCACUCAACUACGACCACGAAGCAAGUACAGACAUUAACGACAAUGACGACGACCCGAUGCCGCGUGACAACGGAGAUAAUAAACAUGGAACUCGUUGUGCUGGCGAAGUGGCUGCCGUAGCCUUUAACCAAUAUUGUGGCGUAGGAGUUGCUUACAAUGCCAGCAUUGGAGGAGUGCGAAUGCUUGACGGACCGGUAAAUGAUGCUGUAGAGGCAAGAGCUUUAGGUCUCAAUCCCGAACACAUCGAUAUAUAUUCAGCCUCCUGGGGACCCGAGGACGAUGGUAAGACAGUCGAUGGCCCCGGUCCACUGGCAAGACGAGCUUUUAUCUAUGGAGUUACUAGUGGCCGCAAAGGAAAAGGCUCAAUAUUUGUGUGGGCGUCAGGGAACGGCGGUCGUCAUACAGAUUCAUGCAACUGUGACGGUUACACCAAUAGUAUUUUCACAUUGUCAAUAUCAAGUGCAACACAGGGGGGAUAUAAACCCUGGUACCUAGAAGAGUGUAGUUCAACACUAGCAUCAACAUACUCAUCUGGGACUCCCGGUAAUGAUAAAAGUGUCGCAACUGUCGAUAUGGACGGUAAAUUACGGCCCGAUCAUAUUUGUACCGUUGAACAUACUGGUACAUCAGCGUCAGCACCUCUGGCUGCUGGUAUUGCUGCCCUAGCACUCGAAGCUAAUCCAAGUUUAACUUGGAGAGAUAUGCAAUAUUUAGUUGUGUUAACAUCAAGAUCUGGACCACUCGAAAAAGAAACUGGAUGGAUACUCAACGGAGUCAAGAGGAAAGUUUCGCAUAAGUUUGGCUAUGGGCUAAUGGAUGCGGGCGCAAUGGUCAAUCUUGCUGAACAAUGGACAAAUGUGCCGCCUCAGCAUAUUUGCAAAUCUCAAGAGAUCAAUGAGGAGCGAUCUAUAGAUUCAUCUUUUGGUUAUACUCUCAGUGUUUACAUGGACGUAAGUGGCUGCGCUGGGACUAUUAAUGAGGUCCGUUUUCUAGAGCAUGUUCAGUGCAAGGUGUCAUUAAGAUUUUUCCCUCGAGGAAACCUCCGCCUGUUGCUGACCUCACCCAUGGGCACUACCUCAACAUUACUUUUUGAACGACCAAGAGACGUACUCAGUUCCAAUUUCGAUGAUUGGCCAUUCCUGAGUGUACAUUUCUGGGGUGAAAAAGCUGACGGUCGGUGGACGUUACAGAUCAUCAAUGCUGGCAAUAGACGAGUCAAUUCACCCGGAAUACUGAAGAAAUGGCAAUUGAUAUUCUACGGAACGGCAACCAAUCCCAUUAGAUUACGAACUCGUCAAUUUAAUCCGGUACAUCAUCAGUCGUAUUAUUCUUCAUACAAUCCCUCUGAAUUAUCCUUCCCGCACGAUCGCUCAUUGGGUGGAUCUGAUCAACACAACGAGUUCGAUUUUCGUCAAUCUGUCUUUCAGAAUUAUCCGAGUGCUUACGCGGGUGCUGCCUCCAAUAUCCAAUCGUCAGUAGCAUCCUUAGACGGAUCAUCGGCCUCCAUUCUUACCAACCGAUUACCUGGUGAUGUCUCCGACGAUAUAUCUAGAUCACUCCAGGGGUCUCUAGAUCCUUCCAAGAGAGUUUUACACGACUGCGAUCCACAGUGCGACCAUCAGGGAUGUUAUGGAACAGGUCCAACAGAGUGUAUUGCCUGUAAAACCUAUCGACUUGAUAAUAUGUGCGUAAGCCGUUGCCCGCCAAGAAGUUUUCCAAAUCAAGGUGGUGUUUGUUGGCCUUGCCACGAAUCAUGUGAAACAUGCGCUGGUGCUGGCCAAGACUCUUGUCUAUCAUGUGCUCCAGCUCACUUAAGAGUUACUGAUCUUGCCGUUUGCCUUCAACAAUGUCCCGAGGGUUACUAUGAAAAUACUGAAAAUAACACAUGUGUACCAUGUGAAGCAAAUUGUGGGAGUUGUCAAGACCGUCCCGACCACUGUACAACGUGUGAUCAUCAUCUGGUAAUGUACGAGAGUAAAUGUUACGCCGCUUGUCCUCUGUACACCUACGAAACACAAGAUUACAACUGCGCGGCGUGUCACAAUAAUUGUGAAACAUGUAAUGGUACCGGUGAAAAUCAGUGUAUCAGCUGCAAGCCCGGAUUCUUUUCACUUAAUGGUAUGUGCCAAAGUUCGUGCCCAGUGGGCUACAGCGCAGAUAAAAAACGCCGAGAAUGUAUGCCCUGUCCACUCGGGUGUAAAACUUGCGUAACAUCAAGCUGCACUAGCUGCAUCGACGGAUGGAGUAUCAGCAAAAAAGGUAUCUGUGUCCCGGAUAGCCGCAGCAAGUGCAACGCUGCCGAGUACUUUGACACCGAUAUUUGCAAACCGUGUCAUACGAGUUGUGAAACCUGUGCCGGACCAUCAGAAGAUUUUUGCACAUCCUGUUCGAGCCCGCUGCUGCUUCAAAGCCGACGGUGUGUCGCCCAGUGUGAGGAUGGUUAUUAUUCAUUAGCCCAACCAUCGCGACCCAUUUGCUCGCCGUGUCUCCACACCUGCAAAACCUGUGUAUCACGACUUAAUUGCACAGCGUGUCAAGAGGGAUUGCAAUUACAAAGCGGCGAGUGUAGAUCAUCCUGUGCACAAGGAUACUACAGUGACCGCGGCCAGUGUGCUAAGUGUUAUCUCUCGUGUAAAACAUGCUCCGGUCCACGGAGAGAUCAGUGUGUUAGUUGCCCGCAAGGAUGGCAACUAGCUGCCGGUGAGUGCCAUCCAGAAUGCCCGGAGGGGUUCUUUAAAUCAAAUUUCGGGUGUCAAAAAUGUCAUCAUUACUGUCGCACUUGCAAAGGUGAAGGCCCCCUCGAGUGCACUUCCUGUCCGCCUCAUUCUAUGCUCGAGGGCGGACUCUGCAUGGCAUGUCUAGGUGCACAGUACUACGAUCCGCUGACACAACUUUGCAAAAAUUGCCAUGGUGAUUGCCGACGCUGCACCGGCCCGGGAAAAUUCAGCUGUGCUGCUUGUACUCUACCGCUACACUUUGAUAAACUUAAUAAUCAGUGCGUGCCAUGCUGUCCGGCCAAUAAGAAAAAGUCGGAAAAUGAUGAAUGUUGUGUUUGUGAUCCAGAAACUAGUGGCUGUAGGAACAGUUCACCGGCUGGUAAAAGACGUGUACCUGGUAGUGAAAUUGGCGGUGAUACGAUACCACAAUUUGAUACUGGAUUUGAAAGUCUUAGUAGUGACAUUAAAGAUCAUAAUCCUAGUUAUGCUGUUACUGCUGCGACCAUGAUGGCUGUUGCUAUUUGCGUUGCGUCUGUUGCCUUAUUUGUAGCUAUUUUUGUUGCCUUACAGGCUGUAUCAAGAAAACGUGAAUCUUCAAAUGGAUAUACCAAACUGGCGAUGAGAGUUGAACCAUCUGAUGAAAUAGAAGUUGAUGAUAUGACCGAGCUUAUGACCUAGACCUUAUUAAUAAAUGAAUGAAGAAAUGAUAAUUAAGUUUCACUUGAAAGAGCUUUCCAACUUUUGGAAAUAAAUAAUUAAUUAAAAACUCAUCAAGUGACAUAUGUGCUUUCUCCUCAUCGCGUAAUAUUGAAAAAGAACAAGAGUACGCUGUAUAAUGUGAAAUUAAUUUUUAUCAAACAAUGAUAAAAUGCUAGAUAUUGAUUUGUUUUUCGGUGAGGAGAUUAAAUGAUAAUUUAAAUUGUCUGCAUGUAUGUAAUUUAAGCAAAGAAAAUUACUGAUUGAUGAGUGAUGUUAAGAAAUGAAUGGGUUAGUGUUUAUAGUGUAAACUAAAUAUUCAACCAAUGAUGACAUGAAAAAACAACAAAAUAAUGUGAUUCACUGAGAGGCAAUUAUUAUUGAGUGUAAUUGACAUUGUAACUUGUACAAGAGUGAUUAAGGGAUAUCGUAAAGUGCCUGAUUAGUGAUACCCACUCCAUUCAAACUUACUCUACUGUUCUUUAAUAAUUUCCAUUUCUUCUAAUUUAGUACUUUAUAUGAUAGAAUUUAUUUUAAUAUUAUCAUUGGAUAAAUUGCAUUGUUUAAGAAAAUAACUUGAAAGAUGAGGAAAUUUAAAUGUGCGUAAGUGAAUUGUAUCUUCACUCAACAAACAUCGAAAAAUUUAAAUUAAAUUAACAGGCACUUAUUAAAAACGGCUAAAUAUAUUGACAUUAGCCACAAUUUUAUGCCUCUAUACUCUAAUUAUUAUUAUUAAAUAUUAAGAAUCUUGUACAUUUGUAUAAAAAAAAGGGGAAAAAAACAAAAAACGACAAGAACAAAAAUUCAAAAA
Molecule: messenger RNA, 6126 nt
Organism: Cotesia glomerata
Lineage: Eukaryota; Metazoa; Arthropoda; Insecta; Hymenoptera; Braconidae
Gene: Fur2
Product: furin-like protease 2
Exons: 12
Coding region: 1263-5297 (1344 amino acids)
Biological process (GO): protein processing
Cellular component (GO): trans-Golgi network; Golgi membrane
Molecular function (GO): serine-type endopeptidase activity
Source: RefSeq, a predicted model, not a curated record